CCUGUAUGCCACGACCACCCCGACCCCCGAAGCGCGCACCGCAGCCAUCACAUCCGCAACAAAACACCUCCUGCAAGCCAGCGCAGUCCACUCCCUCCUCGCCACAUCCCCGGCCUUCGCCCACGUCUCGCACUCCGUGUCCGCCACCCCGGGCAAAGUGCCCGACCUCGACCCCGCCGCGCAGGCCGCACUGGCGUCCCUCGCCCUCGCCGAAGCAACCCUCCUCGCCGUGCUCAAGGACGACUCCUACGUUUCGGCCUGCAUCCAGGCCCGCAACCCCAAUGACAAGGAGUGGAUGGUCCGCGCGCCGGAGAUCCCCAAGGUGCGCGCGCAUCUGUUUGCCAGACUGUGUAUUCGUGCGGCCGAGUACGCGGAGCAGGCGGCUGCGGGGCUGGGGGCUGUGGGUGCACAGGGACGUGCCGGUGUCGAGGAGGAUUUGGUCAAGUAUGCGCGUCUGGCGGGGAAGAUUGGGGAGGGGAUUGCGUGGCUGCGGGCUGCGAAGACGGCGCUGGGGGUCCGGGGGGAGAAACAGGAGAAUGAAGUGAAGAGUAGAGGGUUUUCGAGGCUGAAGCAGGGGUGGAUGGAACGGAGGGAGGAGCGGAAGAUGGAGAAGGAUGCGGGCAGGAUGGAGAAGGGCGAGUUGGGGCCGGGGGAUAAUGCGGGGCGGGAGGAGGAAGGGAGGGUUAUUGAGAUGUUGGAGACGAAGUGGGUGAGGAUGAAUGAUACGAUCAAUACGCAGCUGAUUCCGCCGUCCGCGGAUCUCGUGGCGAACUUGCCGUCUGGUCGAGAUAUCCAUUCUGCUCCCGGGGCUUAUCGGCUCCAGGCGUUGGACGAGGAGGAAUUGGUGCGGAUGCGUGCACCGCCCAUGGAGGACGAGUUUGGACCUGGCAGUGACGUAGAUGAUAGUGAGGAGGAAUCUGGUCUGGCAAGAGAUACGCCGAGCACGGUUCCUGAACGGACUGAUAGUGCUUAUUACUGAUACCCUGCGACUGUUCUAUGGGCAGAGAACAUGAUGUAUAGGUGUGUACAUGAGUACAUAGUCGAGCUUGUAUAGUCAAAUCAACCGCUCUAUCAUCCGUCUCAUAAACCCAUAAUA
Messenger RNA from Aspergillus nomiae NRRL 13137, 1096 nucleotides. Its product is annotated as pH-signaling protein PalC. Gene Ontology annotation, biological process: cellular response to pH. The record is from RefSeq and is a predicted model, not a curated record. Lineage: Eukaryota; Fungi; Ascomycota; Eurotiomycetes; Eurotiales; Aspergillaceae. The transcript has 3 exons. Gene Ontology annotation, cellular component: plasma membrane. The annotation marks the transcript as partial.